This is a messenger RNA of Neolamprologus brichardi, 2448 nucleotides long. It is a transcript of the gene brd9, whose product is annotated as bromodomain containing 9. Lineage: Eukaryota; Metazoa; Chordata; Actinopteri; Cichliformes; Cichlidae. The record is from RefSeq and is a predicted model, not a curated record. Gene Ontology annotation, biological process: regulation of transcription by RNA polymerase II. Gene Ontology annotation, cellular component: nucleus.
UCUGCCCACCGUCUCUUUUGUUGCUAGGAUCGUAACUCGUCACAGCUAGGCUAACGCUAGCGACCAGUGUUAAUUGGAAUAAAUUUACGACUUUCAGCAUUAGAACAGAAACAUGGGGAAAAAACAUAAGAAGCAUAAACCGGAAUGGAGAACAGUUGACGACUAUGAGGACAAAGCUCUUGAGAAGCCUUUGAAGCUUGUGCUCAAAGUUGGAGGAAGCGAAGUGACUGAACUCUCUGGGUCCGGCCAUGACUCCAGCUACUACGAUGACAGAUCAGACCACGAGCGAGAACGUCACAAAGAAAAGAAGAAAAAGAAGAAGAAAAAGUCUGAAAAGGAUAAAGACAAAUAUGUAGAUGAUGAGGAGAGAAGGCGAAGAAAGGAGGAGAAAAGGAAGAAGAGGGAGCGGGAGCAGAGUGAAUCAGAGGCGGCAGCUGUGACUGUUGCUAGUAGUAGUAGUGGUGGUGGUGCUGGACCUGUUGAACCAUUCACACUGUCAAAAAGUAUUGGAUUGGAGCCAGAAGAGAAAAAGAAGAAGAAAGAAAGGUUUGAAAUAGAGCCCGAAGGGGAGGAGUUUCACCCCACUGUGAAGGUGGACGUAGAACAACCAGGAGACAGGCCAGUCAGAGCUUGCCGGACACAGCAAGAGAAUGAGUCCACACCACGGCAACAGCUGCUAGAACACUUUCUGAGGCAGCUGCAGAGGAAAGAUCCCCAUGGGUUCUUUGCAUCUCCAGUAACAGAUGCAAUCGCUCCUGGUUACUCAAUGAUCAUCAAACAUCCUAUGGACUUCAGCACCAUGAAAGACAAGAAUAGAAAAAAUGACUAUAAAACAGUAACAGAAUUUAAGGCUGAUUUUAAACUGAUGUGUGACAAUGCCAUGGUAUACAACCGACCAGAGACUGUCUACUACAAGGCUGCAAAGAAAUUGCUUCACACAGGAUUCAAGAUGAUGAGCAAGGAACGGCUUUUGGCUCUGAAACGCAGCAUGUCAUUCAUGCAGGACAUGGAUUUUACCCAGCAAGCAGCCAUUUUGGGGGAUGAAGACCUGACAGCUGACAUUCCUCCUCCAGAGACAAUCCACAUUCCAAUGGAAUCUCCAAGGAAGCCCAGGAAACAGCCAGCCAAGGACAUGAAGGAAAUCAGUUACCUGUAUGAACCAGAGGGAAACGCAUGCAGCUUGACUGACAGCACAGCAGAGGAGCAUGUUCUGGCACUGGUUGAACAUUCUGCAGAUGAAGCUCACGACCGCAUCAACAGAUACAUGCCAAACUCCAAGGUUUUACACUUUGAACACUUUUUAUACAAUCCAGUUGUAUCCAAUGUUUACACAAGUUAUAGCUCUUUUUUAUUAUUAGAGCUGACAGCUUUUAAAGCGUUUAAUUUACUCAGUGUUUUGCUUUUUCAGAUGGGGUAUUUGCGUAAGGAGUCUGACAGUUCUCUUUUGUAUACUGUUGUAAAUCAACUCGAUCCUGAUGCAGAAGAUGAAGAGACCCAUAAAGUGGAUCUAAGUUCUCUGUCAAAUAAGCUUCUUCCUGGGUUAACAACCCUGGGCUUUAAAGAUGACAGGAGACACAAAGUGACCUUUCUUAGCAGUGCCUACAACGUCCAGAGCCUCCAGAAGAACUCUGUCUUUGCAGACUUGUUACCUGAUGAGAUGGACAUGCUCUAUUCAGCCUAUGGAGAUGACACAGGGGUUCAGUGCGCUUUAAGUAUACAGGAGUUUGUCAAGGGCUGCAGCGGUGUCACCAAGCAUUGGGUUGACGGGCUCCUGGACAAGAUGACCGCAGGCGAUCACACAAAAUCUGUCAAUCAGAUACGACAGAAGAGAAAUAUAAUGCUGAAACCUGACGAAACCAAGUCGAACAUCUGUGACAUGCAGAUGGCAGACGGAGCUGGCCUGGGAGAGGGGAGUUCGGUGCUGGAUUUCAUGUCAAUGAAGACUUAUCCAGAUAUGUCUCUCGAUAUCACCAUGCUUAACUCAUUAGGCAAAACUGUGAAAAAAGAGCCAGGUAAUGAGGAGGGCCAGCAGCCUUUUGAUGAUGCUGAUAAACUCCUGCAGGAGUUCCAAGAAGCACAGGUGGACAGAGUUGGCUCCAGACCCUCAUCCAACCUGUCCUCACUCUCUAAUGCCUCCGAGAGGGACCAGCACCACUUAGGGAGCCCAUCUCAUCUGGGUGUUGGAGACCAGUCUGAAAUGGUUCAUGAUCCCUAUGAGUUCCUGCAAUCUCCAGAGCCAGAGAACACGGCCAACGGCUGACCACACACUGCCGCACUGUUAUCCUGUUGCUAACCACUCUGGCUACUCUGUUAUGGACUGUUGAAUUGCAGUGAAGAAAGCAGGAGCCUCAGACCUUUGUUAAAGACUGAACAUAAGUGUACAGACUAGUGUGAUUGUGUGUUUUUGUAUGAGUUGCAGCACUUGAAAAAUAAAUGUUUGUGCCUGUG